Trachemys scripta elegans is the source of this 2900-nucleotide messenger RNA. It is a transcript of the gene TAFA1, whose product is annotated as TAFA chemokine like family member 1. NCBI's taxonomy places the organism in Eukaryota, Metazoa, Chordata, Testudines, Emydidae. The coding region runs from base 414 to 815 and encodes 133 amino acids. The record is from RefSeq and is a predicted model, not a curated record. Gene Ontology annotation, molecular function: receptor ligand activity. Gene Ontology annotation, biological process: neuroblast differentiation; regulation of neuroblast proliferation. The transcript has 5 exons.
GCUGCUUUACUCUGCAUUGAAUGCACUGUAGUGAGGCUGCUCUGUCAUUAAACAUAAACUGAUCCUCAUCUUUAAGUACACUGGAAGCUGCAAAUUAUCUCAAGAUCACUUCAAAGGUCUCAUCAAGCAGAAGGUGACGUUAGGAGAUGAUUUAAAGGUGAAAAUGACAAGGUUUCCACCCCUCAAACCUUGGCCACUUUUCUGACAACACAGUCUGAGAGCUCUGAUGUCUUCUUUACUCUGGGAAUAGGAUUGGUAACGAAAAAGAGAAUUUUUUUUUUAAUCCUGAUAAAGAAGAUUAUUGGGAAGCUAUUUAAAAUCCCUUAUUGUGGUACAGAUGGAUUUUAAAAAGUGUUAGAUCUUUCCAAUGAACACUAAUAGAGUACUCUGCUCUUGGUUGGAUUACUCAGAGAAUGGCAAUGGUCUCUGCAAUGUCUUGGGUCCUGUAUUUGUGGAUAAGUGCUUGUGCAAUGCUGCUCUGUCAGGGGUCUCUUCAUCACACUUUCCAGCAGCAUCACCUGCACAGACCAGAAGGAGGAACGUGUGAAGUUAUAGCAGCACACAGAUGCUGUAAUAAGAAUCGAAUUGAGGAAAGAUCACAAACAGUAAAAUGCUCCUGCCUCCCUGGGAAAGUGGCCGGGACAACACGAAACAGACCUUCCUGUGUCGACGCUUCUAUAGUGAUUGGGAAAUGGUGGUGUGAAAUGGAGCCCUGCUUAGAGGGAGAAGAAUGCAAGACAUUACCCGAUAAUUCUGGAUGGAUGUGUGCAACUGGCAAUAAAAUCAAGACCACCAGAAUUCACCCAAGAACCUAAUAGCAUCUCCUGGAUGAGGGAACCACUGAUUUACAGAGGACAACAUAUUAAAAAUUUAAACCAUCUUCAAGCAUUGACAAGCCAAAUGGAUUUCUUAUUUGCACUUUGACUGUUGACCAGAUAAUAACAGUGGCUUUACUGUGUGAAAUAAAAUAUUCUAUGGAAAUAACACCCCAGAUUUUUGACAACAAAAAAGAAAAAUGGUUCUUUGGUAAAGUUUUCGUGAUUAUGAAGAAUGAACAACCGUCUUAUAAGUUUGGAUCUACAAUUUACUUUAUACCAUUUAAAAGUAUAUAUAUAUAUAUAAAUAUAUAUGAUAUUUUGAAAUAAAGCCUCACUCUUCAAGACAUUAAAUAGUACCACACUUUGCUGCAACUGCUGUAAUACUUUUUUUUAAUGAUCUGGAAGACACCUACCAGUUUCAGAGCAGUCAAAAGGGAGAGCGAACCCACGGCAGCACCAGGACACCUGGAGCUAUAAGAAUCGUGACGAUGCUGUGUCAACAGCUUCCUUUUUCUUUCAACAGAGUAUUGGAGAGAAUUACAUUAUUCCAUUUUCUUGUGUUCUGGAGGCUUUUUCCCCCUUGUGCAAUACUAGCAUGCUGGCUUUACUUACAUAACUAUACUUUAUACUUAACAAUGAUGAGUCUAUCCUCUUCCAGGAAAAUAUUUUUAGAGCUAUUAGAUAGUCCAUGAGGAAGAGAAGGACAACUCUCGAAUAAAAUACAGUAUGUAUUAAGAGUUUAUUUGGCAGAGUUUGGUAGACUGCGGGCUGCCUUCUUAUUAAAGGUGUACGUACAAACAACAUCUUCAGACUUUGUAUAGGUGGCAUAGACUCCAGUAAAAAUGUGAUUGCUAACUCCAAAGUUUUUUGCAUUGUUUACUCGAGAAUACAAAAACGGAUUUUGUUUCUUAACGUUUGAUUAAGAUGAGUUGGGAUUUGCACAAGGUUUGCUUCUUGCUAGCAUGUCUGGGUUGCUGCUGUCUUAGUCCUUCCUAUAGACAAACUUGCACUGUUUAAUUAAACUGGUUUACUUAAACCGAUGAAACCCCGCUGUGUGGACCCUCUUAUUUCAGUUUGAGUGGCUUAUUUUGAUUUAGCUUAAAACUAAUUGACUUAAGCUCAGCUGAUAUAGGACAUUCUUAAAACAAAAUAAGAGUUACCAUGCAGGGGUUUGUACCAGUUUAACGAAAUCAGUUCAAAUUAACACCUUUAUUUAAAGGAGUGCAGCUCUCUGUGUCGGAAAGCUCUUAGAAUGAUUAUGGCAGAAGUAGAACCUCGGGGCCGGAAUGUGCAAACCUAAUUUAUGUUUGUGAAUAUUUACUCACAUGAGUAGUCCCUUUAGUGGGAGUACUCAUGCGAAAAAGUGCUUGCCAGCGUGCAUGAAGGCUACACAGUCUAGCCUUGGGUAUUUGUAAAUUGAAGAGGUGUAUGGAAGUGCAGAAGGUAUUUUAUCCAGUCCCAUUUUCUCUUCUUUAAUAUUUUCAAUUUCCUUUCACCCUAGUUACCUGUCUCUCCCAAGACCGCCUUCACCCAGACUAAUCAGUUUUAAUCCAGUGCAGAGUAACAGCUGAGCUCGCUGACCCAAAGUCAGUCAAAAUUAUCCCACCAGCUUUCUUCCUCCUCUAGGGCAACCACUUCAGCACCUGAUAUUUCAGGAGGUGGAAAUUUGUCACUGUAAUUACAGUGUAUGUUAAAGCAGAAGUGCCAAGUGUCACAUCAGAUUCCACAUGGACUUUAUAUGCUGGUAACUGGAGUGUUGAUCCUCAAUAUAAAAAUGGAUUAUUGCUUCGUAAGAAAUAGUUUACCACUCUCCCCUUUUGAAUAGAUAUUUGGUCAGUUUCUGUAAAAUCAAAACAUGUCUGAAUAUAUUUUUUCUUGGGUGUAUUUUGAGAUCAGAAUCAGGCCAUAAAACGUAAUGCUGGUUUCUUUCAACAGUCUUCCUCCCCUUCCCCACCCUCCACUCCCACUCCCACUCCCCGCCCAUCUUACUUUUUGUCCAACAAAUACCUUUCUCCAUCCAGGGCUGGCUCCAGGCACCAGCAAAGGAAGUCAAGUGCCUGGGGCGGCCAAUAGAAAGGGGCG